AUGAAAACUGGAAUACAUUCUUAACGGAAAAUGUUUUUUUUUGUCUCUUGCACUUGAGGUUGUUGCUGAUUUUUCAAGCACAGUGCAAAAGUUUCUUGGUGCAAUGGUUUCCUUGUCAGUGUAUGCAAUUCUACCUGUAAGCGUUUUGCUGUGGGUUGUGACUCCCUCUGUCUCAGACAAAUGUAAUGGCUACAAUGGGUACCCUGGUGUGCCAGGCAUCCCAGGAACUCCUGGCACAAAUGGAAAUAAUGGAUUAAAGGGGGAUAAAGGAGAUCCUGGAGAAGACACACAUCCACUGAAGGGUGCCAAGGGUGAACUGGGUGCUGUUGGGCGCCCUGGUAGACCAGGACUCAAAGGGAACAAAGGAGGACCAGGAGCAACAGGAAAAAAGGGUGCAAAAGGUUCAAAGGGGGCUUUUCAGUCGAUUUCAGAUGUUACGCCUUUUUUUUUCUCUAAUAAAAAAAGGGCGAAUUCCAGAACAGGUUUAGCUCAGCAUAAAAUACUUGACUUUGAAGAACAAGUCUUUACCGAGAAGGCUGGCCUUGAUCUCAAUGAAGGUCUUUUCACAGCCAUAAAGCGAGGUGUUUAUUACUUUGCGUACCACGUGUCUGCAGGGAACAAUGCCUGCCUGUGUAUUAAGAAGAAUAAUGCAGUGGUUAUAAGCUUCUGUGAUUUUUCUGAAGGAGUGCAGCUGACCUCUGGGUCUGUGGUCCAGGACCUGCAGGUAGGGGACACUGUAGGGUUGUAUGGAUGCACGAGAGUGAGUCAGCUCAUGACUUCUAAUGCUGAUAGCACAUUUACUGGCUUCCUGUUAUUUCCUUCAUAAGAAUUUAGAGUAAUAAAGCAGUUUAAGUGUCUUGCCUAAUUUUUUUUUUUUUUUUAGACAGCUGAUUUUAAAUGAUUAGUUCUCGACUCUCUUUGCUUUUCAUCCCACACUUUUCAAUGUCUUAUCAAACAACUUUUGGUUUUAAUCAAUAACAAAUGGAUUUAAAGUGUUGCAUACAUCCCUAUGUAAUCAAAUGGCUGACAAUUUAAUACUCAUAAAGUUGAAAUAAAUAAAUAAUAAUAAUUUGCA
This is a messenger RNA of Silurus meridionalis, 1075 nucleotides long. It is a transcript of the gene c1qb, whose product is annotated as complement component 1, q subcomponent, B chain. The coding region runs from base 104 to 826 and encodes 240 amino acids. The transcript is spliced from 3 exons. The record is from RefSeq and is a predicted model, not a curated record. NCBI's taxonomy places the organism in Eukaryota, Metazoa, Chordata, Actinopteri, Siluriformes, Siluridae. Gene Ontology annotation, molecular function: protein binding.